This is a messenger RNA of Brienomyrus brachyistius, 10327 nucleotides long. RefSeq names its product SRC kinase signaling inhibitor 1 (gene srcin1a). The coding region runs from base 272 to 4981 and encodes 1569 amino acids. The transcript has 21 exons. Gene Ontology annotation, biological process: regulation of dendritic spine morphogenesis. The record is from RefSeq and is a predicted model, not a curated record. Gene Ontology annotation, cellular component: actin cytoskeleton; cytoplasm; postsynaptic density. NCBI's taxonomy places the organism in Eukaryota, Metazoa, Chordata, Actinopteri, Osteoglossiformes, Mormyridae.
CCAAGUGGGCAAGGAAUUGGUGGUGCUUCUAUAACAGUCUUUUAAUAUGAGAAUUUGUACAUCGUAAAACAAAGGCCAAGAGCUAGGAUUACCAGAGAUGGGGAUGGUAGAUGAUAAAUAGAAAUUAUUAAGAAAGUUUGUGUGUAGCUGUUCAGGUGGUGUUACACACAGCCGCAAGCGCUCACAUGUUCCUAGUUGCUGGUAGGGAAAUUAACUGGAGCAAAUCUGCGAAACAUAGCAUUUAGCACCAGGGUGCGGAAAAUACCAAGCCAUGUAUGCUAAUGGGCGGACGGGCAGAGGCUGCGGAGAAACCCAGCUCUGUGCCGGAUUCUGCGGAUUGGGGGGCUCUUCUGGAUUCCGUGUGAGUACCAGUGCUGAUGCUGCGGCCUGUUUCCCGAAGCAAGAUGCGGAGCGUGGCGGCGGUCACAUGAUCUCCACGGAUGACGCGGAGUACCCGCGCGAGUACCGCACGCUGGCGAAUGGCGCGCGGCGCUUCUCCAACGUGGGCCUGGUGCACACCUCGGAGCACCGGCACACGGUCAUCGCCGCGCAGAGCCUGGAGGCCCUCACCGGGCUGCCCAAGGCCGACAUGGAGCGCAAGCGCGACGCCUUCAUGGACCACCUCAAGAACAAGUACCCGCCCUCGCCCUCGCCCUCCCACGGCAGCAUGCGGGGGGCGCCAGACCGCAUCCGCGAGCAGCCAAACUACUGGAGCUUUAAGGUCAGUGCUAGCCGUAGUCCACGCCACUCCCAGUCCACCCAGUCUGGCCUGGCCGACCAGGCUGCCAAGCUGUCCUUCGCCUCUGCCGAGUCGCUGGAAACCAUGUCGGAGGCUGACAUCCCGCUGGGUUUCAACCGCAUGAAUCGCUUCAGGCAGAGCCUGCCGCUGUCACGCUCCGCCAGCCAGACCAAGCUGCGCUCUCCAGGCGUGCUCUUCCUGCAGUUCGGGGACGAGACACGGCGGGUGCAUAUCACGCAUGAGCUGGGCAGCCUGGACACGCUGCACGCGCUGAUCCUGCACAUGUUCCCCCAGAAGCUGACGGCAGGCAUGCUCAAGUCACCCAACACGGCCAUCCUCAUCAAGGACGAGGCGCGCAACGUCUUCUACGAGCUGGAGGACGUACGGGACAUCCAGGACCGCAGCGUCAUCAAGAUCUACCGCAAGGAACCCAUCUACGCCUCAUAUCCUGCCGCCCACCUGGCCAAUGGGGACCUCAGGAGGGAGAUGGUGUACGCCUCGCGGGAGUCUUCACCAACACGUCGUCUAGCCUCCAUGCCGUCCUCCGCCUCGCCCACGUCUGGCUCGCCGUCACGCUCCCGCCUCUCCUACGCCGGCGGCCGACCCCCCUCCUUCACCGGGCAGGGACACCCACAGCUGCAGCCACCCCCGUCGCACGGACACCACCACGGCAUGGGGCACCCACCCGGCUCGGGCCUCUCGCCGUCACCCAGCGCCAUCCUGGAGCGGCGGGAUGUCAAGCCGGACGAGGAGGUGUCGGGGAAGAGUGUGGCGCUGCUGAAAAGCGAAGGCCUGUAUGCCGAUCCUUACGGCCUGGUGCACGAGGGCCGGCUCAGCAUCGCCUCCACACAGGCCCUGGCCACCAUAGGCGACCCCUUUGGCUUCCCCGUCGCCGGGGGGCUAUACCGCCGUGGCUCUGUGCGCUCGCUCAGCACCUAUUCCGCCGCUGCCCUGCAGGGGGAGAUGGAGGACGCCCUUUACAAGCCCGGUGGCCCCCUCUACCCUGACUCCUAUUCCUCCACGCUGGGCACAGGAUUCCGCUUGGGCCCCUCGUCGCCGCAGAAGAUGUCCGAGAUGCAGCUACGUGGUGAGCGGGACUCGUACUCAGGGCCCCCCAGCCGGGCCUCUCCGGUGCGGCAGACAUUCCGCAAGGACUCCUCCUCCGUCUUUGUGGAGAGCCCCAAGUCCCGUCCGGGUUCCAGCUCCGAGCCGCUGUGUGGCCCCGGGGGCCUGGGAGGGGACGGGGGUCGGGGGACAAUGGGCUUCAACUCACCUUUGGCUGGAAAUGAGACGGAGACACGGGAGCGGAUGGAGGCGAUGGAGAAGCAGAUCGCCAGCCUCACAGGGCUGGUACAGAGCGUCCUGACCAGGCCCCCGGACAGUGACAGCACAUGCAGCCUGCUGCGCCUCUGCAUGAUGGCCGGCUGCCCCCCCCAGCCUGGACUGGGAAUCUCACCGCCCUGCCCUUUCUCUUCCAGCGAGAAGACCGAGUCCACCAGCGACGGCUCGGCCACAGGAACUCAGACACCGUCGGCCCCCCUAGCCCUGAUGCCACCCCCGCCCAGGGGAGCCACGCAGGCCACCACCGUCACCCGGUUGCAGAUGCAACUGCACCUGCACGACCUGCGGCAGAAUGCCAGUGACCUGCGCGAUCAGCUCUCCCAGCUGCGCAAGAUGCAGCUCCAGAAUCAGGACUUGGUGAGGUCCCUACUGAAGCGCACCGAGAUGGAGAUCAGCUUGCGUGUGACGGACGCUCUCCGCAAGCAGGAGGACCCCCUGCAAAGGCAGCGCCUCCUGGUGGAGGAGGAGAGACUGAAGUACCUCAACGAGGAGGAGCUCGUUAUCCAACAGCUACACGACCUGGAGAAGUCGGUGGAGGAGAUUCAGAAGAACUCCUCCGUGGACCACAGGCUGGUGACAUCCCAGGAGCUGGAGGAGAAGGCCAUGGUGCUGAGGAAGCUGGGAGAAACUCUCACCGAGCUCAAGAGCCAGUUCCCCGGCUUGCAGAGCAAGAUGCGUGUGGUGCUGAGGGUGGAGGUGGAGGCAGUGAAGUUCCUCAAGGAGGAGCCACACCGGCUGGAUGCCCUUCUGAAGCGUUGCAAGUCCAUCACAGACACCCUGGCCAUACUUCGCAGGCAAGUGAGCGAAGGCAUCUCUAAGGGACAGGGGGACAUCGCCAGCUCCUUGGCCAAGCAUGCGGAGGACUUCAGCAAGAGCACAGACUUUGACAUCCCUACAAGCCCACCACUCAAUGACUUGGGGGGCGGUUCCAGUCUUGCCAACUGGACACCUCUCUCUGGAUCCAGCCAUGGCAACCCCUCUGCUGCCAUGCGUGACCCCCACCCUCCGGUGCCCCUCAAGAGCCGUGCCCUAGAGGAGCUGUCAGGUCGCCGGAGCGGGGACAAAUCGGUGUCCGUGGAGGUCAGACUGGCCGCGGAGCGUGAUUGGGAGGAGAAGCGGGCCAGCCUGACCCAGUACAGCGCCCAGGACAUCAACAGGCUUCUGGAGGAGACCCAGGCAGAGCUCAUGAAGGCCAUUCCCGACCUGGACUUUGCCGCCAAGCAGAUCAAGCCGUCUGCCCCACCAGGAUCACAGAGCGGCACGUCGACCCCCGAGCACCGGCUCGGCAAGCCCCAGAACUCGGCCCAGAAGCUUUCCAGCAAGGACGUCGGUUCGCGUCGGGGCUCAGAUGAGUUGACUGUGGCGCGGUACCGUACCGAGAAGCCCUCAAAGUCGCCUCCCCCUCCGCCUCCGCGUCGCAGUUUCCCAUCGUCGCAGGGGAUCAGCCUCUGUCGCAGUGGGGACGCAGUCGGCAGCAGCAAGAGCAUUAAGUCAGAGUCAGAGGAGAUGGAGGUGCAGAAGCCACAUAUCAAGCUGCGACGCGCGGUCUCCGAGGCCCAGCGGCCUGCCUCCACCCCUCCCGAUGUCGCCGCGGGGGGAAAGGAUGAGGACGACGACGAGAAGGCUGCCAUCGACCCGGAGGCUUUUCAGAGAGCCCGGGGCAAAGCAUACCGCCCCCACUCCUCGCCUAGCAUCCAACGCAGAACCAGCUCGCCCCCCAGCAGCCUGGACCUGUGGCCCCCAGAAGCCCUGGGGAGGACGGAAUCUGUUGGUGGGUCAUCCAUCCAGACUUCUUCUGAUCAUAAUGCAUCGGCUCAGCUGUCUGAGUGUGUCCCAGCCUUAUCGUCACAGACCGACACCUUAGUCGGGGCAGGUCUACAGGGUGGGCAUGGUGAGGUGGGCAGAGACUCUGAGACAUCACGGGUCUGUUGGGCGGCUUCUGGCAGGCUGGCCCCUCAGCACCAAAGUCCUAAAGAUGGUCGCAGACUUCGAAGGCAGGAUUCCUUAGAGACUAUCGAGAAGGAGGAGCUGGCCCUGGUCGUCACAGACAGGCAGUUGAAGGUCUCACCUAGGAAUGAGGCUCAGGAACUCAUCAGGAAGAAUAAGCAACCACUGCGAAUCAUGUCCAUCCCCACCCACAAACCAGGAGGGCCCUGUGAGAUUUAUUACCUCCGAGACAACCCAUCCGGUCCAUUUCUGAGCAGUGCGCCGCUGUUUGUACUAUUUAAAGAGCCCCUGGAGGUCAAGGAGGCCUACAGGUGCCUGGAAGCACUGCUGGACGAGGAGGGAGAGGCUGAGACAGUUGGGUCUGAGAGCGUUUCCAGCGGCAGCAAGAUUAAGCUGCCUCGGAAACAGCUGGCGAUACUGAGGAAAGCUACGAGGCAGGGAGCAGAGACGAGGUGCCGGACGCUUUCCCUGUGCCCUGAUAUCGAGACACAAGUUGGGGGGACCUGUAAGAACGUAGAGCGCACCAGUGACCGGUUAGCUGCCCCAGUAGAGAGCCAGCCCAAAGCGACCUUGUUGCACGGGUCACAGGCAGAGGACAUCCGGAGCAGCACCUAUAGGAGGCUUGACAGCUUGGAGGAGACCAUCCGCCAGCUGGAGACCACCCUGCAGGAGAUCGGGGCCCAUCCUGCCUGCAGCUUCCUGGAACAGGGGACUGAUGAGAUAGCGACAGUGGCCUUUGAGACGUCACAUUCCCCGGACAAGAAAAAGCCUCCCAUCCCACCCAAACCAACCGGAGUCCCAGCAGUCAUCACUAAGGGCGGGGGCUCUGGAAAGGGUCUCCACUCGUCUGCCUCGUCCCGCCUGAAACAUCUGCAGCAGGGCGCUCCAGAGAAGGGCAAGACAAGCAGGCUGCGUGAGGAUUUCCUUAAGAGUCAGGGGCACCAGCAGCAGUGAACAGCCCAACUCACCGUGCUGGUAACCCCCCCCCCCCCCCCCCCCUAGCAGCAUCACACGUCUCCAGAACUGUCUUCUCCUUCUCCACUGGGCUGCUGGUUUUGGCCUGCCUACCUAACCCCAACCCUCCCCCCCCCACUUUAGGCCGCCUGUACAAGUGCUCACUGUACAGUGUGUAUGUGUGGAGGGGGGUGCUUACGGUGGCCCCCUCAACCUUCCAGACCUGCAAGACCUCUCACCAAAAUAACUACACUACUCUUCCUGUUUUUACCCUCUGAAAUCCCCACCUUCUUUCCCCUCCUUCAUCGGAAACUGUGCCUCUAGGCUCCGGGCAGCAGUGGUAACGCCUCGGGGCCAGUCCUCUCCGGCACAAGAGCCACCAGCUUCUCUGCCCCCCUGAUGUCCGCCUUCGCCCAAAAGGGGGCACCAUCCUCCCUGUCAGUCUCAUCACAUCAUGCUAAGGCGCUGCUCGCCGGCAUUUCUGCCUCCAGCCGAAGCGCUGAAACCCUGUUGCUCUCCGCCACCUUAUGGCACCAUCAUCUGACCAAGGAGCGGCGACCUUCCUCUGCCCCACUGUCACUACCCAAGAGCCACCGGCCAGUGGCCACCUCCUCGUUGCCCUCCUCCUCAUCCACCCCGUCUCCAUCGGGCCUCCAAACUACCGGCCGAGGUGUACUGUACUUCAGCCACGGCACCUACAAGGAGCAAGAAAUGACGACCCUACGUAAGCCUAUCCCACAAGGUGGCACACCUUCGAGCGAACUGUGAGGGAAUGAGAAGAUCAGUUGGGGUUCCAGUAAAUACCAAAGUAACAUCAGGUCACCUACUGUGCUCCACUUUGGUCAGGCUGGCUGCAACAACUUGGAGAAAGGUCUUGUUUCCCCACCCUCAUACACGCUGGUCCUGGGAACCCCCAUCCAAUCAAAACGCAUCGCAGGCAUUCUCAACAUAACUCAGCAUCGCCCGUUACGCCUUCAGGAAGAGCCAAAGCUCCACCAACUUUGAGUCCCAGCGUGCACCGUGAGUCCCAGCGUGCACCGUGAGUCCCAGCGUGCACCAUGAGUCCCAACGUGCACCGUGAGUCCCAACGUGCACCGUGAGUCCCAACGUGCACCGUGAGUACCAGCGUGCACUAUGAGUCUCCGCUUAGUGAUGCUGGUCAUUUGCAUUCAGACUCAUUUCAGUCCAAGUCUGAGGCAGUUUGUACUCGUCCUUUCAAAGCAGUGUCUAGUCGUCUCUGUACUGCUCCGCCUGAGCCUUGAUCUUCUGCAGUGAAGGCUGGCUGUGUUUUCUUUUCUUUUUGACCUGGCCAUGUAUAGCCUAGAACAGUGUUUCCCAACCCAGUCCUCAGGGGGACCCCCCCCCCUCCCCAUGCCAGGUAUUUGGAGUUCUUGGCUGGAAGCUGGGAACAAGCAAAGCUGUAGACUGCUGCUGGUCCCCAGGACUGGGUUGGGAAACACUGGCCUAGAAACCCAGACCGGGGAGAACCACCAUUUUUUUUCCAUCAGUGCCAAACUUCUCACAAAAAAAGAAACCUUAUUUCUGUUUUCUAACUGUGAAAUGUACUGUAGAUGUGUGCAAUAACAAGGUUGUAAAAUGUCGUUUCUGCCAGUGUGUCCUGACACGUCUUAUUUACAGGAAAACAAAAAGAAAAUUGGUUGAAGAGGAAUGACUCGGGGCUAGUUCCGGACGCCAUGUCACCCGUGGAUGUGCUAAUGCAAAAUGGUGCUACACUGCUGUACAUGUGAAUACAUUCGCCACACGGUUCUGCACUGGCAGACUGAGUACCAUUUUACAAUCUUUACAGUACAUGGACUCUUACCUACGUCUGGAGUGUCUGUCUCUACUUAUUACAGCUCGCUUAUCUGCACACUGUACAGAAAGGGAGUAAGAGCAGUCCCCUUUUGCUAUUAAAGUGUCAGUAGUUUCAAUAGAAGUAGAUGUAGACUGCACACAUAGGGGAGUCUAUGCUGUAUACCCUUUCAGCUUAAACUGUGUUGUGACUAGACGAAGGGGAGACACGUCAAAGAUGAUUUGAGUUAUGUGCAAUAUUUACGUUUCUAUUGCAACAAGCAAAACAGAUUCGACUUAAAAGCACAAGCUAUAAUACUUGUAUUCACAACUGUUUUGGGAGGGGAUAUUUUAGAUAUUAGAUUGGUCAGACGUUUUCCGACGUAAUCUUGAAUACUAAUUAGUACUAUCGUUUGUGCUAAUCCUGUGUGUGAUGUUCCCAGAUCGCGCAGUAGCGAGACCAUGUUAUACCAGCAUCCUGCUCUGGUUUUAGUUUAGCAGCAGGACGCCCCGUCCAAAGCGCACAGGUGUCUGUGCAUUCAAACCCCUUUCCUUGUGCAUUCUCCAAGCCCUCCAUGCGUCCGCCUGACAAUUACCAUCCCUGCAGCGCUCAUCGGUAGCAGGGUGUCUGGGUCUUGAACUGCAGUUCUUGAAGGCUCUGUAAUUUGAAGAUGCUGCCCGUUGAGGCUGCGUGGACACCUGGCGAGAUCGUCCGAGAAAGGGAGGGUAGUAAUAGGAGACUCUUUGACAGCUGUUAGAUUGGACAUAAAUUACAGAAUUUAGCUUUUACAUUGAGAGAUGCGCGGUUGCAUAAGGUUUUCGUCGGCAUCGGGCACUGCACUGAUGCUAAAUGUUCCCGCCGGCACAACACUGCCCUCUGGUGGCUCAAACCGCACUGUGCAACUUUGUAUUGGCUCGUUAAUUUUCAGAGCAAUUAUCAGUGUUUUAGGGAUAUAAAAAUGCGGCUCUGCUUUCCACUAAGCAAGAGCACAGCGUCGUGUUCUUUUCACGGCCCCGUAAUUUGCGAUGAUUGGUGAGUAAUCGCUUUUCUUUGAACUUCGUGCACAAUAGCAUAACUCCUGAUCGUUGUUAGCGUUGCAUUCCUGACGUCACUCAAGGGCUCUCUUCUCACUGUAAGAGCAGAAAUAGUCUGAAGCUUUUCAUCAAACACUCCACAUUUAUUUAUGUUAAUAGAUACACUGGCGAAAGUAAUUAACCGUGGUGAGAAAUGGAUAGUGAGUUUAAAUGGAGGACCAGCAGCACUUAAGACCGUCUUAAAAGGUUUGCUGUGGCAUGGAAUCGUUUUCGGGCAGAGCAGAUGCGAUAACGGUGACAAAGCGUUCAGGUUCAGAGAGCACAGUAUCAUAAACGGGCUUCUUUACGAAGACUCUCAGCUUGUGCCUUCAUCCAUAAUACAGGGUCUUUCUAUGCUGUCUUUUAGGAUGAAAAAAAUAUGAAACUGGGGUUCUGCAAAGGAAAAAGAAAACCCCCCAAUCUCAUUUCACACGCAUUACGUACAUCGAUGACUUGUGUUUCAUUUUAUUUUCGUCCUGGUUGCGCUCUUCACUCGAUUAAUAGAGCACCUAGCCACAGCCCACUCUCACUAUAACCUGUCUUGCCCUUCUAACACCCCGAGAUUCAACCAUACUUAAACUCUUCAAGUCUUAAGACCGGUGGCAAAAGGAUUUUUUUUUUCGUCAAUAGUCACAAGUCAGUAUUUCUAUUUGUUUGAAUUUUCAAUUUCCCUUCAAGUUCAUCGUGGAACAGAUAAGUCGUUAUAUCAAAGUAAUUAAUGACAGAAUAGAUUAUUUAAAUAAUUGAAAUUAUAAAGCAAAGUACACAUAUAUAAAUGUAUAAAUACGUCUUUAGUGAAAUGUUGGUGUAUGAAAUUACAAUGUGAAGAACAGCGUGAAACAGAUAUAGCGUGUAAAUGACAUCAUCUUCUAUUUGCUUUUUAUAUAAUUCUUUUGUAAUUUUUUUUUAUUCUUAAAAAAUAUAUAUGUAUAUAUAUCAUAACUGGAAAUUAUUUUAUCCACAAACAGAACAUUUUAUAUAUUGAGUUGAAUAUAUAUACUAUGUACAUAUAUGGUAUAGAAUUGAACCAUGAUUGAUUUUCUGAUCUACCGGAUAUGCAAGACUGGUCUAGAUUGUAACUAUAUGAAUAUCUUUUUAAUUGUAUUUCAUCAGGGUUUAUAAUGUCAACCAUGAUUGAGGUUGUUUUUUUUUUCCUGGUUGCAUUUUUUUUUAAUUGCUGUUGGCAGAACUGAUUCUGUAGGGUCCGCAUGCAGCCCAGCAGUGGGGGGUGGGGGGUGUCAUGGGGAUUCUGCAAAAUGCAAAAGUGUUAAAGCUGCAGAAUUGCAUGUGGGCCACUGAGCUGCACCUUGCACUUGCAUGACAUGCAGGCGCCACAAAAGAUGUCGGCUUUUACCGCCGAGACCAGGGGAGGCUGUUUUAAGAAGCUGACUGACAUCUGAUGAACAUUUCCUGGCCUGUAGAUACCAUCGGGCUUCAGGGCCCUGGAGAGUCUCCACUGCCUUCCCUAACCAACACAUUGUUCAUCACUUAAAUUAAGGCUUUGCCCCCCCCCCACGCCCCACCACCACAAAUACCCCCUUUUUAAUCAUGCUACAGUUUAGUAUAUAAGAGACCUACUGUAGCGUCCUGGAAAGACAGAGAGCACAAGCUGAAGGUCCCACCCCUGCACAGCACAGUCCUGUGGGCACUUUUUAAUUUAUUUAUUCAUAUACAGAAUGUCAGAAUGUCUCACAUACCAAAUGGAUUGAUUAGGCUGUACCAGGCUUUGUAUGUUUGGGGGCUUUGUCAAGGAGCUGACAGCACACUUCAUACCCCCAGAGAAGGGUUAGGUAUUACUUCAGACAUUCCUGCUAUCUUUGGUUAUUCCCAGCGCACAGGAUCCUGUGUGUCGUGUCCCAUCUGAAGGUUGGAUGUGUGGAUGUUCAUGGCAUCAAAAAAAAAAAAAACGUAAAAAAAAACUUGUGUAAAUAGGAUUCUUAGAGUGUCCACAAGAUGGUCUCAUGUCCAAAAUGUUGUCAAAAAGUGGACGAAAUCUUAAAUAAAUUAUAAUAAUGCAUGUAUAUUCUCAAUCGCACGGUGCAGUUGGAAAAUGUUGUCUUUGUUUUGUAAAAGAAACUAACGUUGACCUCAAAACAUUUAUUAUACUAUAGCAAAUAAAAAAGGUUUUAAUUGGUCCAUGUCUGUGAUUCAGGCAUCUAUUACUGUAAUACUGGAUAAUGAAAUUGUGUAAAGGGAAGACUGUAUUCACACAGACAGCAAAGAUAGUUUAAGAGUUUCCACAUAAACCAUCCAGUAAUAGUGUUGUUUUUUCCCCUAGGGAGUGACGCUUUCGUUUGUAGGAUAGAAUAAUAGCCGAACAGCAGAGUCAGAUACACUGAUGCAUACUAACAGUCUAACUGCUCCGUGUGGACCCCCUGAUGUUACCGUGGGAACCGUGUCUUUUGUGAGAAUACGGAGGCUGCUUUUCUUUUGUACAUACUCGCUGUGUUCGUAUGACAAAUAAAGUUCAGCUCUCUCGUA